AUGAAGACGUACGUCGAGCGUGAACUCGACGCGCGAGGGCGGAUCGAGGUGAUGAAACGCCCGCGCGUGGACUUUACGUCCAUCUUAGACGUGGUGCGACCGAUCGUGGAGGCGGUGGAGACGAGAGGGGACGACGCGGUGCGAGAGUACACGCGAAAGUUUGACGAGUGCGCGUUGGCGGCGACGACGGAGCGCGUGGAGGAUCUCCCGGAUCCGACGCUCGAUGCGGACGUGCAGGCGGCGUUCGACGUGGCGUACGAUAAUAUUGCGGCGUUCCACGCGGCGCAGGCGCGGAGCGGGGACGUGGACGUGACGACGAUGCCGGGCGUGCGGUGCCGUAGGGUGUCGAGACCCAUCGAGGCGGUGGGGUUGUACGUCCCGGGGGGGACCGCGGUUCUUCCGAGCACGGCGCUCAUGUUAGCGGUGCCGGCGAAGAUUGCCGGAUGUAAACGCGUUGUUUUGGCGACGCCGCCGAGAAAGGAUGGCUCGAUCUGCCCGGAGGUGCUGUACGUGGCGAAAAAGGCUGGCGUGACGCACAUUCUCAAGGCUGGCGGCGCGCAAGCCGUCGCGGCGAUGGGUUUCGGCACCGAGACGUGCCCGAAGGUCGAUAAGAUCUUCGGUCCGGGGAAUCAGUUCGUCACUGCGGCGAAAAUGGCGCUGCAAAACUCGGACGCGAUGGUGUCCAUCGACAUGCCGGCGGGACCGAGCGAGGUGCUCGUCAUCGCGGAUAAGGACGCGCCCGCCGCGCACGUGGCGGCUGAUCUCCUCUCCCAGGCCGAGCAUGGACCGGAUAGCCAGGUUGUGUUGGUGACGUUUCCAGACGUGGAUCUCAAAGCGAUCACCGACGCCGUGGCCGACCAGGCGAGCAAGCUGCCCCGCGCCGAGAUCACGUCCAAGGCGCUCGGUCACUCGUACGCCGUCGUCGUCGACGACAUGGACGCCGCGUGCGAUUUCAGCAACCGAUACGCCCCCGAGCACUUGAUCGUGAACGUAGAGAAUGCAGAGUCUUGGUUGCCCAAGCUGGACAACGCGGGUUCAAUCUUCCUCGGGCGAUGGACCCCGGAGUCCGUUGGCGACUACGCGAGCGGCACCAACCACGUGCUCCCCACCUACGGGUACUCGCGAAUGUACUCCGGCGUCUCCCUGGACUCUUUCGUCAAGUACAUGACGGUUCAGGAGCUUACCAAGGCGGGUCUCGACGCGCUCGGUCCGCACGUCGCGCGCAUGGCUACCGUCGAGGGCUUGGACGCCCACCGUAGCGCCGUCACCCUCCGCCUCGGCAUCGAUUAG
Messenger RNA from Ostreococcus tauri, 1290 nucleotides. RefSeq names its product Histidinol dehydrogenase. Gene Ontology annotation, cellular component: chloroplast stroma; cytoplasm. The transcript has a single exon. The record is from RefSeq and is a predicted model, not a curated record. Gene Ontology annotation, biological process: L-histidine biosynthetic process. Bases 1 to 1290 code for a protein of 429 amino acids. Lineage: Eukaryota; Viridiplantae; Chlorophyta; Mamiellophyceae; Mamiellales; Bathycoccaceae. Gene Ontology annotation, molecular function: NAD binding; histidinol dehydrogenase activity; metal ion binding.